This is a messenger RNA of Patella vulgata (common limpet), 2856 nucleotides long. Its product is annotated as fibropellin-1. The record is from RefSeq and is a predicted model, not a curated record. NCBI's taxonomy places the organism in Eukaryota, Metazoa, Mollusca, Gastropoda, Patellidae. The coding region runs from base 173 to 1093 and encodes 306 amino acids. The transcript is spliced from 11 exons.
CCGCGUAUCUUUCUCUUUACAAAGACUGUUACAACUCGCUUGUGUUUAAAAGGACGCGCACACAGAACACUUGUCAUUGUCUACGAUAUCACAUUAGGUGGAAGUGGACGUAAAACGCUAGAAACGAACGAACGAACACAUAUCACUAGUGGCGUUUAACUUAAGUUGCCAUAUGUAUACUUCUUUAAUUCUGGUGUAUCUUGCGGUAGCUCUUACUUUUUCAAGUUGUACGGCACACAGAGAAAGAUGUUCGAACUCGCCGAGACCUGAAAUUAACCUGAGAAUUUUACACUGUGAUACCGUUGAAAAAUUUAACCUCUGUCGCUGUUGUCCAGUUAAUCCAUGUGAAAAUGUAGAAUGCAUGAAUGGUGGAAAAUGUAUAGGUGACGGUGUUUGCGAAUGUGUUUCUGGUUACAGUGGACCAACGUGCAACAUUAAUCCAUGUGAAAAUGUAGAAUGCAUGAAUGGUGGAAAAUGUGUAGGUGAAGGUUUUUGCGAAUGUGUAUCUGGUUACAGUGGAGUAACGUGCAACAUAAGUCCAUGUGAUGGCGUGGAGUGUUUGAACGGGGGACAAUGUGUAGGUGAAGGUGUUUGUAAUUGUACCUUUGGUUUGGGUGGAGCUACUUGUAACAUGAGAGUAUGUAACCUGACCGAAUGCAACGAAAGACGUGGAACGUGUAUAAAAGUGAGAUGUACGACCAAUGCUACCAAUUGUGGAGGUAAACGAUGUAAUGAAGCUAACGACGAAUUAUGUAUUAAUGAUACUUGUGUAGUCAGAGGAGACAUUUGUUCGGCUAUAGAUGGCAUACUUAGCAACUGUUUUCCUACGGGUCAACCAUGUGGGGAAGGUACAUUCUGUAGUAAUGGUUUUAUUAAAAAUAAAUGUGUAAAUGAGACGUGUAGGUUUGUAAGUAGCUGUGAUAGACAGGCUGAAGGUGCAAGUUGCACCACUAACUUAGCUACAUCUGGCAGUUGUUCAGGUGGACUUUGUCUCGCACCAUGUAAAGAAGACACGAAUUGUGCUGGCGGACCGUGUACUGGUGGAUUCUGUGCAUUUGUAAAAUGUGGAGAAUCAUAUUGUCAGCACAACUAGUUAUAUUUUACCCACUGUAGGUUAAUCAACCACUGAUAUAUAAGGUUCAAUAAACUAUAUUGUAAUAUUUAAAACCUAUUAUAAGAUUUAAUAUAAUAAACUUUAUUGUAAUAUUUAACCACUUCUUUUAAAUAAUUAAAUGCUAUUUUGUUCUUUUAUAAAUUAUAAUUCUAACAAAUGUUAUAAAAUAUACUAUUCAAAAAAGUAGGGGAUAUUUGAUUUUUAAGUGUUAUUAAAGUCACCUAAUGAAACUGACGAAGAAACAAAUGACAAAAUUAAAUGAAGUUCACAUUCAUCGAUUUAUUCCAAAUGAUCGUUAGACUAAGUAAGGCACAGACUGACCAUUAUAAGGGUAAAAUGAUACCCGGGGUCAAACAGCAAAGUUACCACAGCAUCACAACCAAGUCAGUAACGGGUAAAUCCUCCUCUGUUUGCCAAACAAGCAUUGAUCCGACGUGGCAUACUCCUAAUGAGACGUCUAAGGUCAUUUUGGUCCAGAUUGUCCCAUUCCUGUUGCAACGCAGCAGCAAGUUCUUGGACAAUGGCAGAACGUUGUUGACGUUGACGUAACCUCUGUCCAAGGAUGUCCCAGGCAUGCUCGAUGGGGGAGAGGUCGGGACUCAGUGCUGGCCAAGGUAAUGUGGUGAUGUUCUGUUGUUGGAGGUAAUCUGUAACGAUCCUGGCCCUGUGACAUCUUGCGUUGUCAUCCUGGAAGAUGAAACGGCGGCCAUGACGUCGUGCGAACGGCACAACAUGGACUGCCAAGAUGUUGUCCCGGUAGUACUGGCCUGUAACACGCCCUGCAACAACAUGUAAAGCCGUUCUUCCAGCAACAGUGAUGCCUCCCCACACCAUAACAGAACCACCCCCAAAUCGAUCAUGUCUGAUGACGUUAACGUCCUGGAAGCGCUCGUUUCGACGACGCCACACCCUCCUACGUCUGUCCAAAAAAUCAACAGUGAACCUUGACUCAUCUGAAAACAUCACAUUGCUCCAGCGUCGAUUAUCCCAGUGUUGACGAUCCCUACACCAACGACGUCUUGCCUGAAUGUGAUGAUCUCUCAAACAAGGGAUCACGCGAGGAAGUCGGGCGCGAAGGUGACCCCUAUGCAGUCGAUUCCGAAUCGUCUGGCCACUCACUCUCACACCAGUGUCUGUUUGAAGACGAGCGCUGAUCUGAUUUGCUGUGAUGACACGAUUUCUCAAGGCCAAGGUACGGAUAAAUCGAUCCUGGGCUUGAGUUGUCGCCCUUGGUCGACCUGAGCGUGGUCUGUCCUGUACAGAUUGUGUAUCACGGUAUCUGGACCAUAGCCUGCUUAUGACAGACUGAGAAACAUUCAUCGUCCGCGCCACAACCGCCUGUGUUGUGCCGAUCUGUAGCAUGCCAAGGGCACGUAACCUUUCAUUUUGGGUAAGCCGACGCAUAUCAAAAUUUGUUUUCUGGUCACUAAAACAAUUAAACUGAUGUUUCCACCCUGGAAUUCAAUGCCACAAUGACUAACAUUCUAAGUCAGAGUCGCGCAAAUCUUGGGUUGGACCCCCAUGAUGAUCCCAAGCAUCACCUGCAUUCCAUGCGGUAGCUAUUGGUGCGUUUGGGCGUCACAUGUAACUGGAAAUGUUUCUUCUGUUAGGUUCUAUAGUGACUUUUUUCGUAGUCAUUUGCAUAUUUUAGUAUUAUGCCCCCAAAAUCAAAUAUCCCCUACUUUUUUUGAAUAGUAUAUUAAAAUGUAACCCCGAUUGAAAAAUAAACGAUUUUUGUUGAA